Messenger RNA from Papilio machaon (common yellow swallowtail), 741 nucleotides. RefSeq lists its product as uncharacterized. The transcript has a single exon. The record is from RefSeq and is a predicted model, not a curated record. Bases 1 to 741 code for a protein of 246 amino acids. Gene Ontology annotation, molecular function: catalytic activity. NCBI's taxonomy places the organism in Eukaryota, Metazoa, Arthropoda, Insecta, Lepidoptera, Papilionidae.
AUGGCCCCCAGUGUCUCGAUCCUGCAGGCGAACGUCAACCACUGCGUCGCGGCUCAAGAUUUAUUGAUACAGACCGCGGCGCAGUGGAAGAUCGACGUAGUCAUAGUCGCCGAGCCGUACUACGUCCGCGACCGCGAUGAUUGGGCGGGCGAUCGCGACGACUCGGUGGCUAUCGUCGCCUGGAGACGCACGGGCCCCACACCCUUCAAAAGUAUAACAAAGGGUCGCGGUUGGGUUCUUGCGUCGCUGGGCGGCAUUGCAGUGAUCGGGGUGUACUUCGCGCCGAGCAGGAGUUUUGCCGACUUCGAGCGGAUGCUCGCCGAAGUCGGCGCUCUUGUGGCCGAUGCACACCCCACCCCUGUGGUGGUCGCUGGAGACUUCAACGCCAAAUCGAGUGCAUGGGGUUCUCCGGUGACAGACCUCAGGGGGGAGACACUGGCGGACUGGGCGGUGUCCACGGGGCUCGUCCUCCUGAAUAGGGGGGCGGCCCAGACGUGCGUGCGCAGUCAGGGCGGGUCUAUCGUGGAUCUUUCAUUCGCUAGCCCCGCACUGGCUCGCCGCACGAGGAGGUGGAGAGUGGAGGAGGGGGUGGAGACUCUGUCGGAUCAUCGGUAUAUCCGGUUCGACAUGGUCUCCACCCCCGCGGACGCUUCGGCUGUAACGCCGGACCGUCCCUUGCCGGGAGAGGGCCCACGGUGGAAGGUGUCCACCCUGGACCCGGAGCUGGCCAAGGAGGCCUGA